GAGGAGGCGACGGCGGUCGGUCCGCGCGUCCGUCCGUCCGUCCGUCUGUCUGUCCGUCCGUCGGUCCCCGCCCGCUCCCCGCCCCGCCGGUAUCACCCACCCCGCCCGCGCUCCAUGGCCGAUCCCACGCCGCGCACCCGCGGCCCAGCCGUCGCCGCGAUGCCGCAGAGCCCGACGCGCAUCUCCCGCCUGCAGGAGAAGGAGGAGCUGCGGCAGCUGAACGACCGCCUGGCCGUGUACAUCGAAAAGGUGCGGAGCCUGGAGACGGAGAACAGCGCGCUGCAGCUGCAGGUGACCCAGCGGGAGGAGGUGCGGGGCCGCGAGGUCACCGGGCUCAAGGCAGUCUACGAGGCGGAGCUGGCGGACGUGCGGCGGGCGCUGGACGACACGGCGCGGGAGCGCGCCAAGCUGCAGAUCGAGCUGGGCAAGCUGCGCACCGAGUACGAGCAGCUGCUGGGCAGCUAUGCAAAGAAGGAAUCUGACUUCAGUGGAGCCCAGGUCAAACUUCGUGAGUUUGAAGCAGCCCUGAAUUCUAAAGAAGCUGCACUGGCUACAGCCCUUGGUGAUAAGAAAAGUCUGGAGGGAGAAAUUGAAGAUUUGAAAGAUCAAAUUAGAGAGCUUGAAGCUUCUUUAGCUGCUGCCAAGGACCAGCUUGUAAAUGAAACCUUGCAGAAGGUGGAUCUUGAAAACCGUUGUCAGAGCCUCAGUGAGGACCUGGAAUUCCGUAAAAAUAUAUAUGAGGAGGAGAUCAAUGAGACAAGAAGGAAGCAUGAAACUCGGCUGGUUGAGGUUGAUUCUGGGCGUCUGAUUGAAUAUGAGCACAAACUGGCCCAGGCCCUCCACGAAAUCAGAGAGCAGCAUGAUGCACAAGUGAAGCUGUACAAAGAAGAGCUCGAAGAGACUUACCACUCCAAACUGGAGAGUGCCAGGCUGUCCUCGGAGAUGAGCAGCUCUGCAGCCAACACCAUCAGGGAGCAGCUGAACGAGAGCCGCAUGCGCAUCGACAGCCUGUCCUCCCACAUCACCAGCCUCCAGAAAGAGUCCAGAGCGUGGCAGGACAGAGCACAGGAGCUGGAGAGCAUCUUGGCCCAGGAACAGGAAAACUGCCUAAAAAGGCUGGCAGAAAAGGAGAAGGAAAUUGCAGAGAUAAGAAAUCAGAUGCAGGAGCAGCUGACUGACUAUGAGCAACUUCUGGAUGUUAAACUGGCACUUGACAUGGAGAUCAAUGCAUACCGGAAAUUGCUGGAGGGUGAAGAGGAGAGGCUGAAGCUGUCCCCCAGCCCCUCCUCCCGGGUGACCGUCUCACGCGCCUCGUCCAGCCGCAGCGUCCGCUUGGCCGGUGGCAAGAGGAAGAGGAUUGACGUGGAGGAGUCUGAAGCCAGCAGCAGUGUGACCAUUUCCCACUCUGCCUCUGCCACGGGGAACGUGUCUAUCGAGGAGAUAGACGUGGAUGGGAAGUUCAUCCGCUUGAAGAACACUUCUGAGCAGGAUCAACCUAUGGGAGGUUGGGAGAUGAUCCGAAAAAUAGGAGACACUUCUGCAAGUUACAGAUACACCUCAAGAUAUGUACUAAAGGCAGGCCAGACUGUUACAAUCUGGGCUGCAAAUGCUGGAGUAACUGCGAGCCCUCCCACUGACCUCAUCUGGAAGAACCAGAAUUCCUGGGGCACCGGUGAAGAUGUGAAAGUUGUGCUGAAAAAUUCUCAGGGAGAGGAGGUUGCUCAGAGAAGCACUGUGUUCAAAACAACAGCACGUAAAGGGGAGGAUGAGGAAGUGGAGGAAGUAGCUGAAGCUCUCGAUGAGGAAGACAUUUACCGUCAGCAGGCAGAGCAAAGGGCAUCCAGCAGAAACUGUGUGGUCAUGUGAAAUUCCAGCCACUCCAGGCUCCUCCAGCCGUGGUAAUCCCUACCUGCAGAACAGAGCCUUCUGAGAAGCACAACAUUAUUUUCCCAAGUCUGUGAAUUUUUAAAGCUGCGAGUCUGAUGGCCUUAAACCUCCUCUGCCACUGAAAAAAAAAAAAAAAAAAAAAAAAAAAAAAAGAAAAAAAAAAAAAGAGAAAGGAUUGUGACAAGCUUCCUCGCAAGAUGUGAGCUAGUAGCUCCUGACAAGGAGAAUUCAGAGUUCUGAGAAAUUCAGAGAAUUCGGAGUUCUGAUGCUCCUGUCUCUCUCUCAGAUUUAUACACCAGUCUCUCUUCAUGGAAACCUUGCUGGAGUAGGAAUAUUCCAGUGUGUUUUGGGGAUCGAUUUUUCUUAGAUUAUACCACUCCAGACUAGUUGCUACAACCUCUUUGUAUUUUAGGUGCUGUUGGGGAUUGGUUUAGAGUUUUUUAUUCUGGAAGAGGAUUCAUGUUACACCUUGUAGUUGUGUUGUUGAGCUAGUGUUAACGGCUUAAAUUUUCUUAUGUGGUUUUUUUCUAACAAAUUAGAAAGCUGUUUUAAUAUGAAUUGCCUUACUUGUUUACAAUUUUCAGUAAAAAAACGAAGUCUGUAGAGCUCUAGUCUACAUUUGUAUGGGAAACAGUUGUAAUUUUACCAAUGUUGAAAGUUUUUCUGUCCUUUUCACAUUAUUCCAAUGUCUGAAAAAAAUUGUAAUAAAGUAUCUAUGUCCUACAGAGUAAA
Lonchura striata (white-rumped munia) is the source of this 2619-nucleotide messenger RNA. RefSeq names its product lamin B1 (gene LMNB1). Gene Ontology annotation, biological process: nuclear pore localization; nuclear envelope organization; heterochromatin formation. Gene Ontology annotation, molecular function: structural constituent of cytoskeleton. The record is from RefSeq and is a predicted model, not a curated record. Lineage: Eukaryota; Metazoa; Chordata; Aves; Passeriformes; Estrildidae. Gene Ontology annotation, cellular component: nuclear envelope; nuclear lamina.